AUGGAUAUGCUCUAUGAGGGUAACAUCACCAUUGGAACACCCCCUCAGGAAUUCCAGGUUGUCUUUGACACAGGCUCAUCUGAGUUCUACACAAGUUGGUUCAGACAUUACAAGUUUUCCACCUUCCCGCCUACCCAAAAGACCUUCAGCAUCACCUAUGGAUCUGGGAACAUGAAGGGAUUUCUUGCUUAUCACACUGUUCGGAUUGGGGACCUUGUAAGUAUUGACCAGCUGUGCAGUCAAAGCAUUGUAGAAUACGGGUGUGAGGGUGCACCUUUUGAUGGCGUCUUGGGCUUGAACUACCCCAACAUAUCCAUCUUUGGAGCUAUCCCCAUCUUUGACAACCAGAAGAAUCAAGGUGCCAUUUCUGAGCCUAUGUUUGCCUUCUACUUGAGCAACAUCUCCAUGAAAAGAAAGGUUAUUGCUUGUUCUGGUGGCUGCGAGGCCCUUGUGGACACUGGGACAUCACUGACCUUGGCCCAAGAAGACUGUUCAAUAACAUACAGAAGCUCCACGCUAUGGGUUUCCAAGCACUACAUUUCAUGUUUUGCCGUCUAUACCCUGCCCUCUAUUAUCUUCACCAUCAAUGGUAUCAAUUACCCAGUCCCAGCUCAAGCCUACAUGCUCAAGGAUUCUAGAGGCCACUGCUAUACCACCUUUAAAGAGAACACAGUGAGGACAUCUACAGAGAACUGGAUCCUGUGUGACGUAUUCCUGAGGCUGUAUUUCUCAGUCUUUGACUGA
Molecule: messenger RNA, 744 nt
Organism: Budorcas taxicolor (takin)
Lineage: Eukaryota; Metazoa; Chordata; Mammalia; Artiodactyla; Bovidae
Product: pregnancy-associated glycoprotein 1-like
Exons: 7
Coding region: 1-744 (247 amino acids)
Biological process (GO): proteolysis
Molecular function (GO): aspartic-type endopeptidase activity
Source: RefSeq, a predicted model, not a curated record